AGGAAUAAGGCUUGUAUAUUAACUAUGUAGAAAUAUUUACGAAGUUUUUAUAGCCGCUAUAGAUCUUGUAAUAAUCGUUUUAUAGUGUUUUGUAUCACUGUCACUGACAGCAUAUGCUGACAGUGACUAUCCUAUCACUAGUCACGCCUGGUAUCUGCCACAAGUCUAACAACAUGAAUCCUCUUAUUUAUGUAGCAGCUGCUGUUGUAGUACUUAUUGUAAUUAUUAUAGUUUCAAGGAUAAUAUCAAGAUCAUCAAAUAAAGAGGCAGCUGUGCCACGACAGCGAGUCCUACCUGCACAAAGAAAUGAAGCCGUUCCUCCAGCUGCUCGUCGUAGACGUAAUGUGAGAGGUCGCCUGCACGAUGGCCGACAGGAAGAUGCAUCGGAUGAAGACGGAUUCGAUUUAGACGGUGCUGAGCAGGAGGAUGACGACUAUCUCGCAUACGCCGGCGCCACCGAUGGCAAGAUCGGUGCAAAGAAGCGUGCGAAGCUGGAAGCCAAGGCCGACCGGGCGAAGCAGAGAGAGGCCGAGCUAGAGGACAGGGAGGAAAAGAAACGCCAGCAAGAGGUACAGGAGGAAAAGCGCAAGCGUGGGGAAGCAAGAAGGAAGCUGGAGGAAGAAGAAGCAGAGGAGCAGGCGCGCAUCGAGAGGGAGGAGCAGGAGAAGAAAGAGCACGAGGAUUACCUCGCUAUGAAGGAGUGCUUCACGGUGGACACGGAAGGCUUUGACGAGCAAGCGCCUGAUCUAGAGUCUCAGUCAUUGCUCGAGGAGUUUGUAAACUACAUUCGAAGGAUGAAGGUGGUUCAGUUAGAGGACUUGGCUGCUGAAUUCAGACUGAAGUCACAGGAAGCCAUCGAUCGUGUGCAGGCGCUGCUGGACAGUGGCGACCUCACAGGGGUUAUUGACGAUCGCGGCAAGUUCAUCUACAUCUCUGAGGAGGAACUUCAAGCAGUUGCCAAAUUCAUCCACCAGAGGGGGCGAGUGUCGAUUGCGGAGUUGGCCAAAUCCAGCAAUAAGUUGAUUAAUUUGGUUCCCGAGAUAGAUUCCAUGCAAGCUAGUUCGUAACAAAUUUACAGGGUAUGCAGAUCACAUAGACUUGGGUCAGGUGAAGAUUUAAUUGACAGGUAUUUUUUCUAUUAUUCAUGGUUUUGUGUAAUCUGGUUUAAUGUAUUCUCCCAUGUAUGUCCACAGGUCCCUAUUAUCCAACACGAACCCCCAAUGCGAGCACCGAAGGUGUGAGAAGGUAGGACGCACAAUUUCACGACUUUAUCAAAUCGGACCUUUUUUAGAAAAAAAUGUAAAUGUUUUAAUUAAAAUACAUGGGCAUACACGUUCUUAGUUUGUAUUGUUGUCUCCGGCGUCUUUGGUUGAACUGUCAAUCAUGUUCUACAGCGUAUAUAGCAUAUAUUCCAUAUUUGUGAGAAAUUAACAGUUACCACACGUAAAAAAAAUGGCUGCCUUUAAUUUUAUUCAAUCAGGUGGCGGCAUUACAUUCAGCUCGAAAUCGUCGCGAAAUAUGUCAUCACUAUGACUGCCAUUGAACGUGUGGGAAAUGUUAAUUUUUUACUGGCAACGGAUUUUACUCUCCUAACGCUGUCAAAUAUCAUCGACAGUGAAAACAUAUACAGGGGAGGUUAGUACAACAAAGUAGUAAUACGGGUAUGUGCAUAUUUUUAUUGAGAAUCAAAAACUUUCAUUGAUAUCGGACAUUCGUGAAAUUGUGCGUCCUACCUUCUCACACCUUCGGUGCUCGCAUUGGGGGUUCGUGUUGGAUAAUAGGGACCUGUGUAUAUGUCUACCUACUGCAAACAGAGACUACACUUAAAUUACCGGUACAACUAAACCGACCAGGCUCUCCGACUGUUACACGGCGUAGUACACCUCUCGCAAAUGUAGUGUUAAGCGAGAAGGGAACUUGUGGCUACGGUACAACAUGUCAGAUACUACAGAAAUGUCAAUUACACAUUGUGUAAAAUUAUACUCAUUUGAAUUAUUGUUAUUUGUAUAUACCCAUUUGUUAUGUCAACAUUGGUGCAAAAUAAAUAUUAUUCUAAUACAUGAAA
Molecule: messenger RNA, 2065 nt
Organism: Priapulus caudatus
Lineage: Eukaryota; Metazoa; Priapulida; Priapulimorpha; Priapulimorphida; Priapulidae
Product: DDRGK domain-containing protein 1-like
Exons: 6
Coding region: 114-1067 (317 amino acids)
Source: RefSeq, a predicted model, not a curated record